Messenger RNA from Acanthopagrus latus (yellowfin seabream), 2831 nucleotides. It is a transcript of the gene golga5, whose product is annotated as golgin A5. Gene Ontology annotation, cellular component: Golgi cisterna; Golgi membrane. Lineage: Eukaryota; Metazoa; Chordata; Actinopteri; Spariformes; Sparidae. The record is from RefSeq and is a predicted model, not a curated record. The transcript has 13 exons. Gene Ontology annotation, biological process: retrograde transport, vesicle recycling within Golgi; Golgi organization. Bases 209 to 2476 code for a protein of 755 amino acids.
UGAAGUCGCUCUGUUGUGGGGUCCUUGCUAGCAGAGCUUCCUGGUCCACGUAUUGAGAAGAUCACCAAUAUCCUCUUUGACAGAUAAUGACAUUUGACCGUGUUUAUACAAACGAUAUUAAUCUUACAUGCUCACCGGUUAAACCCCGGCGGUAGCCUGGUGGCCUGAGACAUUUUGAAACUUGGACGUCGUUUCAAACGGAUACAAAAUGUCUUGGUUUGCUGACUUGGCCGGGAAGGCUGAAGACUUCCUGAAUAAAGUGGACCAAGGAGCCGCCACUGCCCUAACCACCAAAAACCAGGGAAGAUCAUCCUUUUCAUCAUCCUAUGUGGAAGAAUCAACUGUCAAACCUGAAUACAACACCGCAGGGUACCAGACCAGUGCAGCUGUGAAACAUCAUGACUUUGCAUCCUCCAGUGUUGCACCAAGCUUCAUCUCUGCAGCAGCUGGAAACAUCAAGAAAUCCAAUGCAACCCUGUUGGCUGGUAGUGCAAACAUGGCCAGUAUAUCCUCUGCUUCUGGCAGCAGUGCUGCUAACUCUGCUAAGAUCUCAUCUGGCUUUGUGCGGCCCAAAAAGAGUGAGGAUGUGGACGAUGACCUGCUCUUUGACUUUCUGAACAGCUCGGAUCCUCCAGUCAACAACAGGAGCGAUUCAAGAAGAGAACUUGUGAAAGUGGCAGUUCCUGUUACAGAGGCCCUAAACCCCACACCUCCUCCUCCUUCCAUCAGUCCCCAGCCCUUCCCCUCAGCCCCAUCAACGCCCCCCUCAACCAGGGGUGUAUCCAGGGCCUCAAGCAUGAGCUCACUGUCUGCUCACAGCAUCAAAACAUCAGAGGAGAGCUCUGCUAAAGAACAAAGCCAAGACACACCUGAGAGUUCAGACUCAGGCUUGGCUGUCCCUCAGGAGUCCAGCAGGCAGGAGCCUCCUGCUCCUCCCACAGAGGAGCCACAGAGCCAGAUCCUGUCUAGUCUGCGUCUGGAGAAUCAACUGCUGCGCAGUGAGGUGGCCUCCCUCAACCAGGAGAUGGCUUCAGUCAUCCAGAGAGCAAAAGACUUACAAGAUGAGUUGAACCAGACGCGUCUCCGGGCAGACAGAUGGACCUCAGAGCAGUCUCAGACUGACCGAAUGUUACGGGAAUUUCGGUCACAGGUUGAUGACCUCACAGAAGCGCUCUCUGCCAAAGACGGUCAACUUGCAGUCCUGAAAAUCAGACUUGAUGAAGCUGAUCAGCUGCUGAAGUCCCGUAAUGCUGCAUUGGAUGAGGCACAGAAGGAAAAGCUAAGACUUAUGCAAGACCACACAGAAGGGAGCAGCAUGCAUUCUCAAGCUCUUGAAACACUGCAGGAGAGGCUGCGAGAGGCUGAAACAGCUCUCAGGAGGGAGCAGGACAGCUACCGGCAGAUGCAGAUUGAGUAUGCUGGCCGCCUGUCAAAAGUGGAGUCUGAGAGGCAGACCCUAGCGGAGACGGUGUCUGCAUCAGAGCGGCGAGGUGGAGAGGAGAAGCUCAGGGUUGAUGAACUUCAACAGCAACUGAAAAGUGCCAAAGCUGCAGCUGAGUCAGCCAAACAGGAGUUACAAGACUACAAGCACAAAGCCUCACGCAUCCUACAAUCCAAAGAGAAGUUGAUCAGCAGUCUGAAGGAAGGAUCUGGUCUGGACAAUAUAGACGGCAGCGGGGCCAUGGCUCUGGAGCUUGAGGAUCUGCGUCAUGACAAGGAACUUCAGAGAGAGGAGAUCCAAAAACUACAGGGGCAAGUGCACACGCUUCGGACAGAAAUACAGGAUUUGGAGAAUCAGGCCCUGAUGGAGGCAGAGUCAUGGAGGGAGCAGCAGGCGCAGCUGGAGGAGCAACAGGCCUUACAGAACAGAGCGAAGCAGGAGAUGGAGGCUGAGGUCGAGCGCUACAAACAGGAGCUGCAGUACCUAGAGGAAGAGCAACAUCGAUCCAAAACCACUCUGCAGAGCAGAAUGAAGGACCGAGAAGACGAAAUUCAAAAACUCAGGAACCAGUUAACCAACAAGACUAUCAGCAACAGCCAAACAGAGCUGGAGAAUCGUCUCCACCAGCUGACGGAGACGCUGAUCCAGAAGCAGACGAUGCUGGAGGCUCUGGGCACAGAAAAAAGCUCCCUGGUCUUCCAGCUGGAGCGUCUGGAACAGCAGCUGAAGAACGCUCAGGGAGGACAAAGUGGAGGGCCAGCCAUCAACAUGAGUGGCCUAGAGGGACCAGGUGCACGACAAAGAAACGCACCGAUCCUCUUCAGUGAUCAGGACAGUCCGGGAGUGUAUGGCAAAGUACGCAAGGCAGCCAGCACCAUUGACCGCUUCAGCAUCAGACUCGGCAUCUUCUUGAGGCGGUACCCUAUGGCCAGAGUGUUUGUUAUCCUGUACAUGGUGGUACUGCACCUGUGGGUCAUGAUUGUUCUCCUGACUUACACACCAGAAAUGCACCACGGUCAUCCUGACGGAAGAUAGAAGGCUUGAAUUUUACCCAUGUUUAAAGGCGUUUGAUAUAUUGCCUUCAAUAUAAGGAUGCUACAAGCUGCUUGAAUACGGGCUCUGGGUCCUGACUCUCCAAGUUUUGCACAGAAAUGCUAUGAAUUAAAGACAUUUCCUCUGAUUCAUUCUUAAUUGAUAACUGUAUUGGGUUUUAAGAUAAAUAGAGUGAUAUAUUGUAUUGGUGGUCGGUUGAAAGGACAUUAAAUCCAACGUGAUCUCACAUCUGUCCCUCUCAUCAUCUGCUUUCAGACCUCUGUUCUCUUAAGAGAUUGUAUUUAACACUAUGUAAAAAAAGAGUCUUUUAAUAAAUGAGUUAGAAGAAACAACAGUA